Molecule: messenger RNA, 1612 nt
Organism: Saccostrea echinata
Lineage: Eukaryota; Metazoa; Mollusca; Bivalvia; Ostreida; Ostreidae
Product: monocarboxylate transporter 13-like
Exons: 4
Coding region: 73-1467 (464 amino acids)
Biological process (GO): transmembrane transport; monocarboxylic acid transport
Molecular function (GO): monocarboxylic acid transmembrane transporter activity
Source: RefSeq, a predicted model, not a curated record
GUCUCCAAGCUACACAAUAUUCUAGAUGAAAGGUUAAUCCUCAGAAAUUAGUGACCAGUAAUCUCGGAGAUAAUGCCGAGUUGUGUUAGCUACAGAUGGAUUGUCGUUUUGGCAGCUAUGACCGUUCGCGCCAUUGUAUAUGGCAUCACGUACACAUCAGGGAUUGUCUACGUCAUAGUCUUGCGAAAGUUCCAGACGGGUAAAGCGGAAACAUCAUGGAUAUCUUCCAUAGUUACAACAGUAAUGUUUGCAUCAGGUCUUCCAAGCGGACGGUUGUUGAAAACCUUUGGGUGGCGGAUCAUUGCAAUAAGCGGAGGACUAAUUGCAGGAGUUGGACUGUUUCUCAGCUCAUUAUCUACACAGCUUACAUAUCUAAUUUUGUCAUAUGGUUUUGUUACAGGUUUUGGGUGUGGAAUGGCAUACAUGGUAGCUACCGUCGCUGUUCCUGUCUAUUUUCUUGGCCAUCCCCGGCAGAAAAUAGCCAUAGCCUUUGCGUCAUGUGGCACAGGAGUCGGGACGUUCGUAUUCUCUCCAAUUAUACAACAGCUAGACUCUGCAUAUGGUUCAAAAGGCUUGUUCCUUGUUCUUGCAGGAGUCGCUCUACAGUUCUGUAGUAUUGGACUUAUCUUUCGACCAGUAUCUUCCAAGAAUAACGAAAAGUGUGAAAAAUUUGUCGCAACAUGGCAUUUUCUGAAGAAUCCAGGGUUUUAUGUGACUCAUUUUGGAUUCUUCCUAGCUGGGUUUGGAGAUUCAGUUAUUUAUGGUCACCUUGGCGAAUAUGCUGAAACUUUGGGAAUCUCCACCGACAAAGGAGCGUAUCUUUAUUCCAUUAUCGGAAUCUCAGUAAUGAUUGUCAAGUUACUGCAAGGUGCUGCUUUGGAUGCCAAAGUGUCAACGUCAUUGCCGAUAAAGCUAGGCAUGAUUUUCUUCCUUGUGGGAGGUGUCUCUACCUCUUUUCUGCUGUUUUCAGAUGAGUACUUCGUGCUGAUAAUCUACGCAGCUGUUUUUGGUGCGAGCACAGCAGCAACAGGAGGUGCUAUUGUUGUUGGUAUUUUGGAAACAUAUUAUGGGCAUGAAAAUCUGGAAUUGACUUUAGGAAUGAAUUUAGCCUUUUUUGGAGUAGGAAAUCUUCUCGGUGCUCCAUUGGCAGGUUCAUUAUUCGAGGUCCAGGACUCCUAUACCCCUGUAAUGAUUAUGGUCUGUGUUACAAAGAUCACGAGUAGCUUCCUGUUAUUACUGGUUUACAUCUUCAGUCCACAAGUACACAGUGUUCUACAGAUAAAAAUAUGCAGUCCGGAAGAGGAAGGAAGCGAAAAACUAAAUAAGGAAGGAUUCCCGAACAUGUGUAUGGAAAAUGAAAAGACGCCUUUAUUACAAGGGGAGAAUCACUCUGAUUUUUUCAAUGUCGCAAAAGAAAUCACAGAUAGCGAACUGGAGCUCGACACAAGCACACUACGAGGUUCUUAAUCAACUUCAAGUUGCAGAACCUGUUCUGUGAUAAGGAGUUGUUGCAAUACUGAAAUUUUUUUCAGUAUUUUCUCAUUCACAGUACAUUUACAUUAAAUGUACAUAUUGUUUUGCUUUGAAAUAAAUUUUUUGAAAUUCUCCUAAA